AUGGUGGCCGUUUCUGCGUCCGGCUCACAGGUCCUGGGGCAGCAAUCCAGGAAGCUGGGAACCGGAGUCGGGGCUCUUCGGCUGCCAGUGAAGAGGAGCAGAUCAGUACUUGCGCGCUCCUUCAAGACCCGCGAGGGUGGUAUCACAGAGAAGGGAAUUGACGGCAGCGAUGAAAUGACGCAGAAGUACCAGGAGAUUGCAAGUGACCUGAAGGAAAAGUGGGAGGAGACAGAGGAGAAGCCUGCUGUCGUUGCCAUCACUGUGUCAGCUUUUAUUGCUAUCUGGGCUGCAUCCGGAGUCGUGGAUGCUGUGGACAAGCUGCCAAUCAUCGGAGGCCUUUUGGAGUUUGUUGGACUCCUGGUGACAGGAUGGUUUGCCUACAGAUACCUUAUCUUUGGCCCUGACAGGGAGGAGCUUAAGAGCAACAUUGAGUCUUUCCUGAAGAAGGUGACUGGCAAGAGCCAGGUGUGA
This is a messenger RNA of Coccomyxa subellipsoidea C-169, 471 nucleotides long. RefSeq lists its product as hypothetical. The record is from RefSeq and is a predicted model, not a curated record. The coding region runs from base 1 to 471 and encodes 156 amino acids. Lineage: Eukaryota; Viridiplantae; Chlorophyta; Trebouxiophyceae; Coccomyxaceae. The transcript has 5 exons. Gene Ontology annotation, cellular component: thylakoid.